GGUGACGAGGCCGAGGCCGGGCCAGCGGGAUGAGCGCAUCUGAGGUGGAGGCGGCGGUGGGCCGGCGGUACCGGCUCCGGCGGCGGCUGGGCCAGGGGGCGUAUGGAAUAGUGUGGAAAGCAAUCGAUCGACAGACCGGGGAGGUGGUGGCAGUGAAGAAAAUCUUUGAUGCCUUCAGAAACCGGACAGAUGCUCAGAGGACCUUCCGAGAAAUUUUGUUCCUUCAGGAGUUUGGAAAUCAUGUCAACGUGAUCAAACUGCUCAAUGUCAUCCGAGCAGCAAACGACAAAGACAUCUACUUGGUCUUUGAGUUCAUGGAGACGGACCUGCAUGCUGUGAUAAGGAAGGGGAACCUCCUGAAAGACAUUCACAUCCGCUACAUCCUUUACCAGCUGCUGAAGGCCACCAAGUUCAUCCACUCGGGAAACGUCAUUCACCGGGAUCAGAAGCCUUCCAACAUCCUCCUGGAUGCCGACUGCUUUGUGAAACUGUGUGACUUUGGUCUGGCUCGCUGCAUCAAUCAGAUACAGGAGGAUGAGGGGAACCCUGCGCUGACAGAGUACGUGGCCACACGAUGGUAUCGAGCUCCAGAAAUCCUCCUCGCUUCUCCCAGGUACACCAAGGGCGUGGAUAUGUGGAGUGUUGGCUGUAUUUUAGGGGAGAUGCUGCUCGGGAAACCGCUCUUUCCAGGAACGUCAUCCAUAAACCAAAUUGAAAGAAUCAUGAGUGUCAUUCCAGCCCCCUCCAACGAAGACAUCCAGUCCAUUAACUCCGAUUACGGCGCUUCUGUAGUCCACAAGAUUUUGACCAGGCCCAGGACCUCCAUCGACCAACUCCUGCCGACCACCACGCCCCCAGAUGCCCUGGAUCUCCUGAGCAAGCUACUCGUCUUCAACCCCGAUCAUCGGCUCACUGCCCAGCAGGCACUUCAACACCCCUACCUCAGCAGGUUCCACAGCCCCGGUCGGGAGGUGAGUCUGGGCUAUGAUGUGGUGCUGCCCGUGGACGAUGACACACAGCUGUCAGUGGCUGAGUAUCGCAACACCUUGUACCAGAUGAUACUGGAGAAGAAGACAAACUCCCACCUGCAGGGGCAGCUGAUGAAGGGGCUGGAGCGGGGUCCGGAGCCAGUGCGGGAGCCAGUGCGGGAGCCAGUGCGGGAGCCGGAGCCGGAGCGGGGACCGGUGGAACCGGAGGUGGGCUUGGAGCCCAGGGGGACGGACUCGCCCUGUCCCUGCAGCCCGGCUGUGGAUGUCACCAGGGGAGCAGCACAUGAGGACAUGGUGACAAACGUCGCCUACAACCCCAUAACACACAGCCCAGUAACGUACGCAGCCCCUCCCAACGAGGUGUUUGGAAGGAAACACACCCAGUGUCACGGCACCACCCACCAUCACUGGGCAUCGCCAGUGGGCAGGGCAGGCCGUGUGCAGGGAGGGCACGAACUCUGCACAACACAGCAACAGCCUCAGGACAGACAACACAGCAAGGCCGCCCCGUUUCAGCCUGAGUUAGAGGGAGGGUAGGGCUGGUGCCCCCAGGGCUCGGUCUCUAUCCCACCCCCAUCGAGCACCGCUCUUCAAACCUCCCCGCAAGGAAGGAGACCACGCAGC
Molecule: messenger RNA, 1613 nt
Organism: Leucoraja erinaceus (little skate)
Lineage: Eukaryota; Metazoa; Chordata; Chondrichthyes; Rajiformes; Rajidae
Gene: mapk15
Product: mitogen-activated protein kinase 15
Exons: 13
Coding region: 30-1526 (498 amino acids)
Biological process (GO): protein phosphorylation; intracellular signal transduction
Cellular component (GO): nucleus; cytoplasm
Molecular function (GO): ATP binding; MAP kinase activity
Source: RefSeq, a predicted model, not a curated record